AUGGUUGCUGAUCCUACUAAAGAGCCGUCGCCGUUGCUGUCAUCUGCUCCGAAAUCACCUACCGAUCAAUUAAGCUUUUUGCUGCCGCAACCGACUAUGGAUCCUCGUGCAGGGACUAGUUAUCAGUCCAAAUUGCUAAGUGAAGAAGAUAUGCUGAACGAAGACGACGAGGAUAGCGUGGACAGCGAGGAAGAAGAGGAGCAGGAGAAGCAGGAGAAGCAACAACAAGAAGUAGGUGGAACAUCUUCUGGCAUAAAUGUCCAGGUACAUAGUUAUGAUGCACUAAAGGGAAAUGACAGCCCUUCCCAUGUCAAUGAUGAUGACAACGAUGAUGAGAUGCAAGUUCAAGGAUACAAUCCUGUCACUGCGACACACACACUAAGUCGUCGCAUAACUAAAUCAGAUGCUGAAUCGCUAGUUGGUGGUGACUCAAUCAAGAGUGUCCACGACGAAUAUGAAGCAGACAAGAAUUCUAGUCAUCCAACUGCCGAUCCUGACCAACCAACUGAAAAGCAACAUGUCAAAAUUGGCGAUCAUACCUUCACAGAUAACAAAAUGAAACAAUACAACCCUCAUCAAAAAGUAUUUUCAUUUGCAUUACCGUUUGGUGGUGGCUUCUCCACCCUUCGUGAAAACUUGACGCGUCAUUUAAGUCUGUUGAAGAAAAUCGAUGUUCCCUUUGUUGGACACGAUGAAGAACACAAGAUUGAUGAAGAACUACAACGUAAAGUUGAAUUGAGAUUGCAACGACAACAAUCAAUAAGCACCCUUGACGAAGAAAACUAUUUCAAAGGGUUUAAGGGAACUGAUAGUGGGAGAUCCGAAGCCAUUAAACAUACAAUUACAUCCAACUUGACCGACCUAAUACCCCAUAAAAAUAAAAAGGAAUUGGCUGAUUACGAAACCAUUUAUGAUCGAAUCGACGGUAAUAUUGUUAUAAUGGGAGGAUACAGAGGUUCAAUUCUCCGCGAUUCCAAGACCCAUAAACGAGUAUGGAUCCCUUUAAAAGCAGGGUUCAAUCUACGCAAAAUCAACCUUUUAUUGGGACCCAAUAAACUGGAUGAAUUAAAUGCUGAAGAUAAGAUUUAUCCUGAUGGAAUACUAUCGCAUGUGGGCCCCAUUGAUAUAUGUCGUAAGUUAAUUAAAAAGUUAGAUGCUAAUCCUAAAGUAAACAUCCAAGAAUUUGGUUAUGACUGGAGAUUAAGUGGUGAUUAUGUAUCACAUAAAUUGGAACAGUUUUUAACGCAAAUUUAUCAAGAGACCGGCAAACCGACCUUGGUCAUUGCCCAUUCAAUGGGUGGGUUGAUGGUACACGGGGCACUACAACGAAAUCCCUCAUUAUUUCGCUCGAUUGUAUAUGUCGGUUCACCCAGUGAAUGUUUAAACAUUCUUGGCCCCAUACGAUUUGGCGAUUCAGUAUUGCUUUCGGAUAAAAUCCUCACUUUUGAAACCAAUUUUAUGAUGCGAUCUAGCUAUGUGUUUUUGCCUCUAAGUGGUGAAACUUUUUAUAAUUACAAGACCAAAGAAAAGUACAAGAUUGAUUUCUUCAAUCCUGAUAAUUGGGUUGAAUACAAUUUGAACCCGUUGGUUGCAAAACAGAGGAAAAUUGAAGCUGAAAAUAAAGAUAAAGAUAGAAAGUUGCAAGAUCUGGAUCGGACUGGAACGGCAUCGAGUAUGUCAAGUAUCAAAUCGACCAGGUCGCCAUCGCCACCAUCUUCACUAACUUCAUCAUCGACUUUCCCCAGUAUCAAUCUGAUUAGUUCGAAAUUUUCCAAAAUGUACCGAUCGACAUCAUUGAAGAAGAACAAAAGUGGAAAUGGAGGUGCAGCUGCUUCUUCGGACACUUUUUUCCCACAUUCUUCUUCUUCCGCUGUGUCCUCAACUUCUCCACCAACAAGAAGCUCGACAAACAGCGACAUCACCGCUUCAGAACCACAACCGCCAGCAGCAACAGCUGCAAUACCAGGUGUCGACUCCACCGGCACUCAAUCAACCCCGCACCCCAAUCAUUAUUCAUUUACAUUCGCCGAAUCUUACCGCUACUUAUCUGAGACCCUCAAAUCAACCAAAAAAUACAUUUUGUCAUUAGAACAUGACCCCAAAUUAGCUGCCGAGUACCCACCAUUGGCCAUAGUUUACGGCAACAAGAUUCCCUCAGUACGAGGAUCCUUGGUUCGUCUGAGACAAGAUAUCAAAGAUGGAAACUAUUAUGAAUUCUUUUACGGGCAUGGUGAUGGUGUCAUUCAUCAAAAAUGGUUGAUGCCCGAGAAAAAGGGUUUCACUUAUUACGAUAAACAUAGUGGCACGGGUGAAAUUGUCGGCAAAUUUGCUAGUGAUGCGGCUCAUGUGGGAUUAAUGACUGAUUUUGAUGCCAUGGGUAAAGCAUUGAAUAGCGUGUUUGAAGCAGAAAAGUUUUGGGAAAAGAAGAAACUAGCACAACGGAGGAAAAUGAGGCAAGAACAGCAAUUAGAAUAA
Messenger RNA from Lodderomyces margitis, 2475 nucleotides. RefSeq lists its product as uncharacterized. Bases 1 to 2475 code for a protein of 824 amino acids. Gene Ontology annotation, biological process: lipid metabolic process. NCBI's taxonomy places the organism in Eukaryota, Fungi, Ascomycota, Pichiomycetes, Serinales, Debaryomycetaceae. The record is from RefSeq and is a predicted model, not a curated record. Gene Ontology annotation, molecular function: triacylglycerol lipase activity. The transcript has a single exon.